GUACAAAUUGCAUGAAAAGUUACAGUAAAAGUUAGUCUGGUGCUGAAAAUGGACAGUUUAAGAAGUUAUAAAAUCAAACGGAUUAUUUUUCUAUUUGUGGUUUUCCAAGUACUUGAUCUCUCAUUGGCAAAACCACAUCCUCAUGCUGUUGCACAGGAAGAACCUGGAGAUUUUCGUGCUAAGCUUAAAGAAUUCUUCGACAAAUUUCGCCCACAAAGGCCUACCAAUGGAGACGAGAGUGCAGAGAAUGAUACUGGGAGUAUGAGGACCAUGAUAGGAACCGUGGAUUCGAAUCCCGAUGCAGGCGCAACUGAACCGGAAGCUGAAGCGGAUGCGAAUGAAGAUGCUGACCAAAGGGCAGAUCGUCGAGUCAUUAAGGAUGAACGACGCGAAGCGCGGGAGCAGCAGAAAAGAGGGAGAGGGAAAUAGAAUUAGGAUCAGCAGUAGUAGACAGCCUACCACCUAUGAGACCGAAAAGGCAAUUUGAAAUAAUUCUGUUUGCUGAACCUUAAAAGCUUGGAAAAAUUGGCACUGUAAAAUUUGGAUCUUUUUGGCAAGAAUUAAAAAAGGCAUUCCUAAACUA
Messenger RNA from Phlebotomus papatasi, 583 nucleotides. RefSeq lists its product as uncharacterized. Lineage: Eukaryota; Metazoa; Arthropoda; Insecta; Diptera; Psychodidae. The transcript is spliced from 5 exons. Bases 49 to 429 code for a protein of 126 amino acids. The record is from RefSeq and is a predicted model, not a curated record.